GAAGCGAGGCCAAAGCCUAGAGGGAAGGAGCCAGUUCCCGGUGGGAAGCAGUUCAGAAAGCUCCCUGCUACACCGGCCAUGGUACUCCCUCUGCCCUGGCUCUCAUGUUGCUGCCGUCGCCUCCUCCUGCCUUCCUGGCCUCUGGCCCCCCAGGGCUCCUGGAGGUGCUGCUCCCAGAGCCCCAAGGCAAGCACAGAAGAGCAAACCAGCUCCACAUGCAGUGGGAAGAUAAGGUCAUCCCCAAGGGGUCCCCGGCCCCGCCCCACAGCUGAGCUGGCUCAAGCCGAGGAAUUGCUGGAGCAGCAGCUGGAGCUGUACCAGGCCCUACUGGAAGGGCAAGAAGGGGCCUGGGAAGCCCAAGCCCUGGUGCUCAAGAUCCAGAAGCUGAAAGAACAGAUGAGGAGACACCGAGAGAGCCUAGGAGACGCUUAAGCUUCCCACCAGUUCCUACUUUACCUUGGGUCAGAAACAUCCCAGCCCCUCCCAAGCCACUAAGAAAAAUGGAAGACACCUCCACAAAGGGCAGCAACUGGGAAGUAGCAAGGAGCCAUGGCCUCUGCAUUCUUAGUCACAUCACCCUCCCCUCUGACCCCUUGUCAACUGACCUGGGCCCCACAGCAAGGCACACAGUC
Messenger RNA from Lontra canadensis (Northern American river otter), 632 nucleotides. RefSeq names its product mitochondrial coiled-coil domain 1 (gene MCCD1). Lineage: Eukaryota; Metazoa; Chordata; Mammalia; Carnivora; Mustelidae. The record is from RefSeq and is a predicted model, not a curated record. The coding region runs from base 79 to 432 and encodes 117 amino acids. The transcript has 3 exons.